AGGAGUGCUAUUUUAGUGCACCUGUCCUGCGAUGAAAGCAAGUUAUAUUUAAUGGUUUAUUUCUGUAACUGGUAAAUGUUGUGUUUUUGGCGCACACAGACAGGGUAGUACAAACACGGCGGUUCUUAUUAAUAAUAAAUAAAUCGGAGAUCGAAAAACGUUUUAAAAUCCGCACCAUUCUCACUAGCAGAUCGACUUUUCCACUCCUUUGUCCUGUUUACAUUUGCAUUUAGUUUGGAAAUAGCAUUUGGAGACAUCUUAAAACAGACACAGACGAUGGACACGCGAUUCACCCGCGGGAAGUCGGCGAUCCUGGAGCGCUCUCUGACGCGACCCAAGACGGAGGUGAGCCUGAGCACUUUCGCCCUGCUCUUCUCCGAGAUGGUGCAGUACUGCCAGAACCGUGUCUACUCCGUGUCGGAGCUGCAGGCCAAGCUGUCGGAGCUGGGGCAGCAGGUGGGGGUGCGCAUCCUCGACGUGCUGGUGCUGCGGGAGAAGAACGGCAAGAGAGAGACCAAGGUCAUCAACGUGCUGCUGUUCAUCAAGGUGAACGUGUGGAAGGCUCUGUUCGGGAAGGAAGCCGACAAGCUGGAGCAGGCGAACGAUGACGACAAGACCUAUUACAUCAUCGAGAAGGAGCCCCUGAUCAACACAUACAUCUCGGUGCCCAAGGAGAACAGCACCCUGAACUGUGCCUCCUUCACUGCAGGCAUCGUGGAGGCCAUCCUCACCUACAGCGGCUUCCCCGCCAAGGUGACCGCGCACUGGCACAAGGGCACCACCCUCAUGAUCAAGUUCGACGAGGCCGUGAUCGUCAGGGACAAGGCUCUCGACGGCCGCUGAUGGCUGGAGGGACGAGGGGGGACGGGGGGGACACAGGGGUGUCAAACUCCAGUCCUCGAGGGCUGCAGGGUCUUCCGGUUUUCAUUCCAACUUUCACUUAAUCGAUCCGAUUAUUCCAUUUUUUUUGCAGUUGAUUUAAAAAAUGCACUUGAUUCAAGGUAGGCUGCCCUACGUUUUGAGGCCUGGAAAGAAGCGUUACGUUUAUCCAAUUAAUCAAAUAAUGAGACCAGUUAAUGAAUUGAAAGCUCAGGUGGAACGAAAGCCAGAAGACGCCUCUGCUCCUCCAGGAGCUGAGCUUGACUGUAGAAUCUAGAGAAGCAGGGGUGUCCAGUCACAUGCCUGGAGGGCUGUACUACUCCAGGUUUAACAGGUAAAAUGAUGCUAUAAUUAACUGCGCCCGGGUCUGGGUGGGGGUGUAAUUGGUUCAGCUGAACAAUGUAGAACAGGGUUGGAAUAGAAACUGGGAGUGGUAGAAGUACAAAAGCGCCGUACAGGUAAAACUACGGGGAAGAGCCAUGUUCGCAUUCUCAAUUCUUAAGAAGGCGCUGUUGGAAACGUUUGUCUACUUGACUUAGUUUCUUGUAGUUUUAUCUUCGAGUCCUGCGUUGAAGUUGUACAGCUGCAUACUCUGUUAGUUCUGUCAUUCUGGGACUAUGUUGUUAUACACUUUAUGGAAACAGUCUCUGAACUUCAACUCAGGACGAGCUUUUGCAUUAAACGAAGCCCUCAGAGCAGACGAGUUCUCUAGUCUUAUGAGUCCAGGCACAGAUUUGGAGUUGUGUGUGUUUAUAGUUAAUGCAGGAACUCCAGUUACGGUCAAAACUACAAACAGGUUUUUCUCUGAUUCAGCAAGUGGGACUUGCACUAAUAAUAAAACAAAAUUAAACGCAAA
Messenger RNA from Polyodon spathula (Mississippi paddlefish), 1735 nucleotides. It is a transcript of the gene trappc5, whose product is annotated as trafficking protein particle complex subunit 5. Bases 277 to 843 code for a protein of 188 amino acids. Gene Ontology annotation, cellular component: TRAPPIII protein complex; TRAPPI protein complex; TRAPPII protein complex. The transcript has 3 exons. The record is from RefSeq and is a predicted model, not a curated record. Gene Ontology annotation, biological process: endoplasmic reticulum to Golgi vesicle-mediated transport. Lineage: Eukaryota; Metazoa; Chordata; Actinopteri; Acipenseriformes; Polyodontidae.